This is a messenger RNA of Rhagoletis zephyria (snowberry fruit fly), 4216 nucleotides long. Its product is annotated as E3 ubiquitin-protein ligase highwire-like. Gene Ontology annotation, cellular component: plasma membrane; nucleus. Gene Ontology annotation, biological process: regulation of synaptic assembly at neuromuscular junction; axon guidance. The record is from RefSeq and is a predicted model, not a curated record. Gene Ontology annotation, molecular function: ubiquitin protein ligase activity. NCBI's taxonomy places the organism in Eukaryota, Metazoa, Arthropoda, Insecta, Diptera, Tephritidae.
GUGCAGCGACUGGUCAAUGCAGAUGUUGGCGGUGUAGGUGCAACAAAGUCGCAGCAGCAUUCAUUCGAACAACCGGAGAGGGAGAGUAAUGAAAACGAUGAAAAGCCAAUGAACACAGAAUGUGGUGGCGUCAAGACCAAAGAAUAUAACUAUUCGGCUGGUAAUGUCACUUUAAAGCCCAGCGGUGUGCGCGAUAAGGACUCAUCAUCCACUUUGCUAGAUUUGGAGUUGUCACAACAGGUGAACGUAUUACUCCAACGUCCGGCCAUGGCAUUUAUUACACAAAAACAUGAUUUGGAGAAACUACGCUAUGCCAUGAAACGCAGUCUACGCAUUGCCGCCUGCCGCAUUUAUUCGCUACAAGCACUCAAUUGGCUGCUGCGUUCGGUGACACAGAGCAUCUGUCUGCACGAUCUGAUGUGGUGGUUUGUUAGUUCGCUGACUAUUUCGGCAAUUGAGAUGAUCGAUGGCAAGUACGAAGAUGCUGAACCAGCACUGGAGCACCCGGUCACCUACACGCAGAUCAGUGGUCGUUUCUCGCAUUUAAUUACGCAAAGUUUGCACGUUUUCCUACAAUCCGUUGCCGAUCUCACACUCUAUUUGCCACUUGGCUCACCAUUGCAACGCAUCGCCAUACAAUGCUUCGGCAUACGCUUUCGCCAAACGGAUCAUCAAUUUCUACACAAUUCGCAUGUAUUCGGUAAUAUUUCGAAGAUACUUUCGAAAUCCGAUGAGCAAGAUGAUGUUAUGGCUGUAUCGAGCAUGGGCAUGGCUGCUGCGGUAGCAGUGGAGGGUGGUGGCAACUCAAUGGGUAUGCAUGAUGUGGAACAUAAUUUGCAGAGUGUUGGAGGCGUUGGUGGUGCGGUUGUGGGUGUUGCAGGUGGCCCGCCAGCAGGUGCUAAAAUUAUAUGCUACUCCGAUUUGAAUGGCAUGUUUGAGGUGACGGUGUCAUCGCGUCAGGCCAUGGCCGAAUCGUUGACCGAUAAUUCGACCGAAACUUUUUGGGAAAGUGAUGAGGAGGAUCGCAACAAAUGCAAGAUCAUUGAAAUAUCGAUGAAUAAGUUGUCAUAUUCGUGCAAAGUGGUUUUGGUGCACAUCGACAAUAGCCGGGAUAUACAGAACAAGGUGUUGAAUGUUGUAUUUUAUGCUGGCCAAUCGCUGGGUGAUACAAAUCUAAUCAAAUCCGUGGACGUUGAUCCAAAAGCGUGCGCUUGGAUAUCCGCCAAAAUCACAAACGAGUCGUACACACACUUUCGCUUGGAGUUUCAUGGACCAGAGAAUACAUUGCGUGUUCGUCAAAUCAAAUUACUUGGGCUACCGAGCGUCAUGAGCGGAUUGGACGAGCAAUUGAACGAGCAAUAUGGUGGACUACAAGCAACGGUCGGUGCGGGUGGGAAUAGCGGCGCAACAGUAGGUCAAUUGCACACACUCAAAUCCAAUUUGAAGCUAACAAAUGCAGUGCGCAUACAACAACAAAUCUGUGAGGCUGAGACAUUGCGCGUCUUCCGGCUAAUAACGGGUCAAGUCUUUGGUAAAUUGAUCAGCACCGCAACCACCGAGGCAGGCCACCACUCUAUACUCGGCAUGGAUUCUAGCGGCAAUUCAAUGCUUGCCGACUCGCUGGACCUACGCGAACACAUGGUGGGUAUACUAUUUUCGCGUAGUAAGCUCUCGCAUCUGCAGAAACAGGUUAUUGUGCAUAUUGUGCACGCGAUCAAGAAGGAAGCGCAUCGCGCCAAAGAAGAUUGGGAAAUUGUAAAUUUGGCGAAUUGUUUCAAGGAUGCGCACGCCACCACAACAUCUGCCACCUCGACGGGUGAACCGAAGAGUGAGUCUAGUUCGGAGCGCUAUCGUGCGCCCGACACUUACUGUUUCGAGAUGCUAAGCAUGGUGCUGGCGCUAUCCGGCAGCGUUGUGGGCCGUUCCUAUCUGUCACAUCAGUAUGGGCUACUCAAGGAUUUGUUGACGCUGCUACAUACAGGCAGUGAUCGCGUACAGCGUCAGGUAGCGGCACUACUGCGACGCAUACUGCCCGAAAUUUCACCGGAGAGCUUUGCCGAGUUGAUGGGCGUACAGCGCUUGCCGCCGGCAGAUUAUAAUAUUGCACACCAGAAUGCUGCUGAUUUCGAUAUGAAUCGCUUGGGUUUGCUGGAUAUAUUUUUGGCAGUCAUCGCCAAGGCGCUGCAGUUGCAAGUUAAGGUGAAGUGUACUUCAAGCAAACCGAGUCUCGAGAAAACACCUUCAUUUGUACGUCUCUGCAAUGCACUUGAUUUGUCGGUACAUCUACUGAAGCAAACGCAGAAGACAAAGGUAAAUGCUGAUGGCGAGCUGGGCGGCGGAGAUGGGGAUGCCGGCGAAUUUGCAGGCAAAACACAUCCAUUUCGAUUCGAUCAACAAGUGGAAGCGAGCGAAUACGAGCUGGGGCGUUCAACAUUGAAGGCGAAUAGAGAAGAAACGAAGAAAAAUCUUAAUCAGCGUUGGUUCUUGAAUGGUGUCAUCUCAACCAAGCAGGCGGAAAGCAUCAUCAGUCUGGUGCGCGAUUUGGCCAGUGGCAAAUUAAGCGAUAAAUGGUCUCAGAUCACCAAGGCAGCCAUAGCUGAGUCGGUAUUAAAUUUGACUCGUUUGGAUGAGAUUUUCCGCAAUCCUGAACAUUGUGUGAAGACCGCCACACUGUGGCUAGCGCUGGCCAGUCUUUGUGUGCUCGAUCGCGAUCAUGUAGAGAAACUAUCGUCCGGUCAGUGGUCCAAGGUUUCCGAUACGCGUCCAAUGUGCACCAAUCACGACGAUGGUGAAACUGCUGCCAUAAUUCAGUGCGAAACUUGUGGUUCACUGUGUGGCGAUUGCGAUCGAUUUUUGCAUUUGAAUCGAAAAACAAGAAUGCAUAAGCGAACGGUUUGCAAGGAGGAAGAAGAAGCUAUACGCGUAGAGCUGCACGAAUCCUGUGGCCGCACCAAACUUUUCUGGCUGCUCGCUUUGGCCGAUUCGAAAACACUAAAAGCAAUGGUCGAAUUCCGCGAUGGCAGUCACACCAUAAUAUCCGGACCCCAGGAGGCAGUUGGUCGUUGUCGUUUCUGUGGCAUUACCGGCAAUUCAGGUCUGCUGGAAAUUGGAAACGUUUGCGCUGAUGCACAGUGUCAAGAGCAUGCGGCCAAUUCGUGCAUGAAAGUAAAAUCGUGCGACCAUCCAUGCGGCGGUGUGGCCAAUGAGAAGAAAUGCUUGCCCUGCCUGCAGCAUGUGUGCCAUGCACGUGAAAAUAAAAUCGCCGAGGAGCUGCAUGAGCCCAAGUUGACGCAGGAUGCGGACGAUAUGUGCAUGAUAUGUUUUGUGGAGGCACUCUCAUGCGCGCCAUCCAUACAGUUGGAGUGUGGCCACGUAUUCCACCAUCAUUGCUGCAAAGCUGUCAUAGAGCGGCGCUGGGCUGGACCACGCAUUACGUUUGGCUUCUCUUUGUGCCCCAUUUGCAAGGCGGAUAUACAACACAGCUUGCUCGGUGAUAUUUUGGAGCCCAUUAAUUCGCUUAAGCAGGAUGUUAAGCGCAAGGCUUUAAUGCGACUCAAAUAUGAGGGCAUCGUCAAAGAUACCGACUCGAAGGAUGUCACCAACUUGGCCAUGGAUCGCUAUGCCUACUAUGUGUGCUUCAAGUGUCAGAAGGCCUACUAUGGCGGUGAGGCGCGUUGCGAUGCUGAAAUUGGCGAAAUAUUCGAUCCACAAGAACUCGUUUGCGGCGGUUGUUCGGAUGUGGCUCGUGCACAAAUGUGUCCCAAACAUGGCACAGAUUUUCUAGAAUAUAAAUGUCGCUAUUGCUGCUCGGUCGCGGUAUUUUUCUGCUUUGGCACUACACACUUUUGCGACACUUGCCACGACGAUUUUCAGCGCCUCACAAAUAUACCGAAAAACAAGCUGCCCCAAUGUCCGGCUGGCCCGAAGGCUAAACAACUGAUGGGCGAUGAGUGUCCAUUGCAUGUCAUACAUCCACCAACGGGUGAGGAAUUCGCGCUGGGGUGUGGCGUGUGUCGCAAUGCGCAAACAUUUUAGCAUGAUGCUGUUGCCUUGGCUGUGGAACAGCGGCAGUUGUGCGUGGAUGCGGCAGCGGCUGCGGCUGCGGCUGCUGCUGCUGCUGAUGUUUUAAUGCCGCUCGAGGAGUGGAUUGAAGUUGAAAUGCUGGAUUUGGAUAACGAGCGCAGUUUUGAGGUAGUGCUGCAUGCUGAUGAGCGUA